ACUGACAACCACAAUGGCUGAUCAGACUCAGCACCAUCAUCUCUUCGGCCACCACAACGAGGAAGAAAGGAAACACCACAAGCAUCUUGAAGAGCUCGAUGAGCUUGGAGCUGCUGCAGCUGGUGCCUACGCUUUGCAUGAGAAGCACAAGGCCAAGAAGGAUCUUCAGAAUGCCCACAGGCACAAGUUAGAAGAAGAGAUUGGUGCAGCUGCUGCAGUUGGAGCUGGCGGAUUGGCAUUCCAUGAGCAUCAUGAGAAAUAUAAUGCCAAAAAAGAAGAAGAAAAGGCCGAGGGAAAGCACCACCAUCUAUUUUGAAUAAUGAUAAGGGUUCCUUCAAUUUUGUUGCUAGUUUACAUCCAGUUUUCUACUUUCACAAGAAAUAAUUAUGUGCGUUUUUU
Molecule: messenger RNA, 399 nt
Organism: Coffea arabica (coffee)
Lineage: Eukaryota; Viridiplantae; Streptophyta; Magnoliopsida; Gentianales; Rubiaceae
Product: abscisic stress-ripening protein 3-like
Source: RefSeq, a predicted model, not a curated record